AUGUGGUCACGUGACACACGCCAUGUGGCUGUCACUCUGGGAGUCAUCAUGCGUCACCCUGCGUUGCAUUUGCUAUUCUGUACAUCAGCGCACGUGCUGUGUCUGUUUAUAGGUUUUGUGUGUCUCAGUGAUGUGACACUGUGCUCUUCUUCAAGGUGUAAAUCCAUGUUGCAGGCCUCUCUUUCCCUGCCAAGAACACAGCCUGGGGAUCCACACUCAGAGUGUUGUGACUGUGUGGCUGUGUAUUACACUGUACCAGAGGGUGUCCCCCUGGUGCUGUGUGGGUGUUGUUACCGGCCUAGGUGA
Rangifer tarandus platyrhynchus (Svalbard reindeer) is the source of this 306-nucleotide messenger RNA. The record is from the annotation of a GenBank genome assembly. NCBI's taxonomy places the organism in Eukaryota, Metazoa, Chordata, Mammalia, Artiodactyla, Cervidae.